AUGACAGAAGAUUGUUUGAUAGUAAAUGUUUGGACACCAUAUCCUAAACCAAAAAACGCCACAGUUAUGGUCUACAUCCACGGUGGGGCAUUCAUAGCUGGUUCAUCACACGAAGUAAAUUAUCAUGGAGAAAACUUUGUUGCAUUGGGAAAUGUUAUAUUAGUAACUAUGAACUACCGCUUGUCUGCACUUGGAUUUUUGACAGCCCUAGAAGCUGGAAUUAAAGGAAACUUUGCUCUGUUUGAUCAGCGGUUGGCGUUGGAAUGGGUAAAAGAAAACAUAAAAGAAUUUGGUGGCAAUCCUAACACCAUUACGAUAUUUGGAAACAGUGCUGGCUCGGUUAGUGUUUCUGCUCAUACUUUAUCUGAAGGCAGCUGGCCGUAUUUCGAUCGUGUCAUUCUUCAAAGUGGAAACAUGCUCAUGUAUUGGGCAUUAUCUACUAAGGUUUGUGAAAACAGAUAA
Messenger RNA from Xenia sp. Carnegie-2017, 462 nucleotides. Its product is annotated as cholinesterase-like. Lineage: Eukaryota; Metazoa; Cnidaria; Anthozoa; Malacalcyonacea; Xeniidae. The record is from RefSeq and is a predicted model, not a curated record. The coding region runs from base 1 to 462 and encodes 153 amino acids. The transcript is spliced from 3 exons. Gene Ontology annotation, molecular function: carboxylic ester hydrolase activity.